Sorghum bicolor (sorghum) is the source of this 980-nucleotide messenger RNA. RefSeq names its product dormancy-associated protein 1. The coding region runs from base 122 to 487 and encodes 121 amino acids. The record is from RefSeq and is a predicted model, not a curated record. The transcript is spliced from 3 exons. Lineage: Eukaryota; Viridiplantae; Streptophyta; Magnoliopsida; Poales; Poaceae.
UAUAGAGAGGCCAUCACCUCGCUGCUCCUCCUGUACCCGCGCGCUGCUCGUUAACUUGCCGGACCUCUCUAGAUCCAUCCCAUCCCAUCUUGGUGGCUUUGUGAGUGAAGAAAGAAAGAAGAUGCUGGACAAGCUGUGGGACGACGUGGUGGCGGGGCCUCACCCGGAGACGGGCCUCGAGAAGCUCCGCAAGGCCGCCACUGCCCGCCCCAUCCUCAUCGACAAAGACGCGGAUGCCGGAGCCGCGGGGAGCUACAAGCGGACGCAGUCGAUGCCGUCGACCCCGACGACGCCGGUGACGCCGUCGUCGUCGUCGACGACGACGACGCCGCGGGGCGCCAGCAACGUGUGGCGCAGCGUGUUCCACCCGGGGAGCAACCUGGCCACCAAGGGCAUGGGUGCCAACCUCUUCGACCGCCCGCAGCCAAACUCCCCCACCGUCUACGACUGGCUCUACAGCGACGAGACCAGGAGCAACCACCGUUAGAUCGAUCGGAUGAGGCCGAGGAUGAUGAAGGGCCCGGCGUCUCUGUCAGGCCAUCAUGUUUGCUGGUCCUUGUGGUUAUCUAAAACGCAUGCAUGCUCUAUUAUUAUAGUACUUCUGCAGUUCUGCUGUCGCUGUUGCUGAUAAAGACUUUGCCGUUUAAUUGUCCUUUAUUAUGUGUUAUUAUGGAGUGAUGAGUGAUAUGCAGUCGCUCCUAGUAGUGAGUAGUGAGUAGUGAGUAUUUACUUGGUAUAGUACUUGGUCUGGUCAGUUCCUCUGACUCGGCUUGGCCAUUCAAGGGGAGCCCUGUUGUUGCUGCUGUUGUGUGUGUGGUGUGUACUGGCUGUUCUCCAUCAUCUUGUAAAUAUUUUGCUUUGGCCAGGGCGUGUACUAGUAACUGUGCCUGUUUCUUCCAUUUUAAUUUACAAGUCUUGAUGUGUAAUAAUCACCGGCGCAGCGGCGCUGAGGACAUGUAUUACAACAAAAUUACUCUGCA